Molecule: messenger RNA, 4387 nt
Organism: Dipodomys spectabilis (banner-tailed kangaroo rat)
Lineage: Eukaryota; Metazoa; Chordata; Mammalia; Rodentia; Heteromyidae
Gene: Atp9b
Product: ATPase phospholipid transporting 9B (putative)
Exons: 30
Coding region: 1-3444 (1147 amino acids)
Biological process (GO): endocytosis; retrograde vesicle-mediated transport, Golgi to endoplasmic reticulum; phospholipid translocation
Cellular component (GO): endosome; trans-Golgi network; plasma membrane
Molecular function (GO): magnesium ion binding; ATP binding; ATP hydrolysis activity
Source: RefSeq, a predicted model, not a curated record
AUGGCGGACCACAUCCCUCUGUAUCCCGUGCGCGGCGCGGCGGCGGCGGCGGCCAGCCACAAACGCGCGGCCUACUACAGCGUCGCGGGGCCCGGCCCGGGGGCCGACCGGCGCGGCAGAUACCAGCUGGAGGAUGAGUCUGCCCAUUUGGAUGAAAUGCCACUAAUGAUGUCUGAAGAAGGCUUUGAGAAUGAUGAAAGUGAUUACCACACAUUACCACGAGCAAGAAUUACACGAAGGAAAAGAGGAGUGGAAUGGUUUGUCUGUGGUGGAUGGAAGUUCCUCUGUGCCAGCUGCUGUGAUUGGCUGGUAAAUGUGUGUCAAAGAAAGAAAGAACUGAAAGCUCGUACAGUAUGGCUUGGAUGUCCAGAAAAGUGUGAAGAAAAACAUCCCAGGAAUUCUAUAAAAAAUCAAAAAUACAAUGUGUUUACCUUUAUACCUGGGGUUUUGUAUGAACAGUUCAAGUUUUUCUUGAAUCUGUAUUUUCUGGUAGUGUCCUGCUCACAGUUUGUGCCGGCAUUGAAAAUAGGCUACCUCUACACCUACUGGGCUCCUCUGGGGUUUGUCUUGGCUGUUACUAUCACUCGUGAAGCGAUUGAUGAAUUUCGGCGUUUUCAGAGAGACAAGGAAAUGAAUUCACAGCUGUACAGCAAGCUUACAGUAAGAGGUAAAGUGCAAGUUAAGAGUUCAGACAUACAGGUUGGGGACCUAAUCAUAGUGGAAAAGAAUCAAAGAAUUCCAUCUGACAUGGUGUUUCUUAGAACGUCAGAGAAAGCAGGUUCGUGUUUUAUUAGGACGGACCAGCUAGAUGGUGAGACCGACUGGAAGCUGAAGGUGGCAGUGAGCUGCACUCAACGGCUACCUGCGCUGGGGGAUCUUUUUUCUAUCAGUGCUUAUGUUUAUGCUCAGAAGCCACAACUGGAUAUUCAUAGUUUUGAAGGGACAUUUACCAGGGAAGACAGUGACCCUCCCAUUCAUGAAAGUCUCAGCAUAGAAAACACAUUGUGGGCUAGCACUGUGGUUGCCUCAGGUACUGUAAUAGGUGUUGUCAUUUAUACUGGAAAAGAGACUCGAAGUGUAAUGAACACAUCCAAUCCAAAAAAUAAGGUUGGUUUGCUGGACCUUGAGCUCAAUCAGCUGACGAAGGCACUGUUUCUGGCUUUAGUUGUUCUCUCUGUUGUUAUGGUAACCUUGCAGGGAUUCGCAGGCCCGUGGUACCGCAAUCUCUUCCGGUUCCUCCUCCUCUUUUCCUACAUCAUUCCCAUAAGUCUGCGUGUGAACUUGGACAUGGGCAAGGCAGCAUACGGAUGGAUGAUUAUGAAAGACGAGAGUAUCCCUGGCACGGUUGUUCGUACCAGCACCAUACCAGAGGAGCUGGGACGUCUGGUAUACUUACUGACAGACAAAACAGGCACCCUCACUCGGAAUGAGAUGGUAUUCAAGCGACUACAUCUGGGCACCGUCUCCUAUGGAACUGACACCAUGGAUGAGAUCCAGAGCCAUGUCCUGAAUUCCUAUUCCCAGGUGCAUCCUCCAGCAGGCAGUAACAACCCUAGUUCAGCUCCACUGAGAAGAACCCAGGCUUCAACCCCCAAAGUUAGGAAAAGUGUCAGCAGUCGAAUCCAUGAAGCAGUGAAAGCCAUUGCCCUUUGCCACAAUGUGACCCCUGUCUAUGAGGCUCGGGCUGGUGUCACCGAGGAGACAGAGUUUGCCGAAGCUGAUCAAGACUUCAGUGAUGAGAACCGAACCUACCAGGCAUCCAGCCCCGAUGAGGUCGCGCUGGUACGCUGGACAGAGAGUGUCGGGCUCACUCUCAUCAGCAGGGACCUCACCUCUGUGCAGCUGAAGACACCUGGUGGCCAAGUCCUGACCUACUGCAUCCUUCAGGUGUUCCCCUUCACCUCUGAGAGCAAGCGGAUGGGCAUCAUUGUCAGGGACGAGUCCUCAGCAGAAAUCACUUUUUAUAUGAAAGGUGCUGAUGUUGCCAUGUCCACCAUUGUCCAGUACAACGAUUGGCUAGAGGAGGAGUGUGGGAACAUGGCACGGGAGGGGCUUCGCACCCUUGUGGUGGCAAAAAGGACACUAACAGAAGAGCAGUAUCAGGACUUUGAGAGCCGAUACAGUCAAGCCAAACUGAGCAUCCACGAUCGGGCGCUGAAGGUGGCUGCGGUGGUGGAAAGCCUGGAGAGGGAGAUGGAGCUGCUCUGCCUCACUGGGGUGGAGGACCAGCUGCAGGCCGAUGUCAGACCCACGUUGGAGAUGCUGCGGAACGCUGGAAUCAAGAUAUGGAUGCUAACAGGAGAUAAACUGGAGACAGCUACUUGCAUUGCCAAAAGUUCACAUCUGGUGUCAAGAACACAGGACAUUCAUGUUUUCAGACCAGUGACCAGUCGGGGAGGGGCCCAUUUAGAGCUGAAUGCGUUUAGAAGGAAGCACGAUUGUGCCCUGGUCAUACCUGGGGACUCGUUGGAGGUCUGCCUGAAGUACUAUGAGCACGAGUUUGUAGAGUUGGCUUGCCAGUGCCCUGCUGUGGUGUGCUGCCGCUGCUCGCCUACUCAGAAAGCCCACAUCGUGACCCUGCUCCGUCAGCACACGGGGAGGCGUACCUGUGCCAUUGGUGACGGAGGAAACGAUGUGAGCAUGAUCCAGGCAGCCGACUGUGGAAUUGGGAUCGAAGGAAAGGAGGGGAAGCAGGCCUCGCUGGCAGCGGACUUCUCCAUCACGCAGUUCAGACACAUUGGCAGGCUGCUCAUGGUACAUGGACGGAACAGCUACAAGAGGUCUGCAGCACUUGGCCAGUUUGUCAUGCACAGGGGCCUCAUCAUCUCCACCAUGCAGGCUGUGUUUUCUUCAGUCUUCUACUUUGCAUCUGUCCCCCUAUACCAGGGAUUCCUCAUGGUGGGGUAUGCAACUAUCUACACCAUGUUCCCAGUGUUCUCUUUAGUAUUGGACCAAGAUGUGAAGCCGGAAAUGGCAAUGCUAUACCCAGAACUCUACAAAGACCUCACCAAGGGAAGAUCCCUGUCCUUCAAAACCUUCCUCAUCUGGGUUCUGAUCAGCAUCUACCAAGGUGGCAUUCUCAUGUAUGGGGCGCUGGUGCUCUUCGAGUCAGAGUUUGUCCAUGUAGUGGCCAUCUCCUUCACCGCGCUGAUCCUGACCGAGCUGCUUAUGGUGGCACUGACCAUCAGGACCUGGCACUGGCUGAUGGUUGUGGCAGAGUUCCUCAGUCUGGGCUGCUAUGUGGCCUCUCUUGCUUUUCUUAAUGAGUAUUUUGGUAUAGGCAGAGUAUCUUUUGGCGCUUUCUUAGACGCUGCCUUCAUCACGACCAUGACCUUCUUGUGGAAAGUGUCAGCCAUUACUGUCGUCAGCUGCCUUCCACUCUACGUGCUCAAAUACCUGAAGCGAAAACUGUCCCCCCCCAGCUACUCCAAACUGUCCUCCUGAGGGUGCAGGGCCCAGGCAGGAUGCCCUGCGCUGGGUAGCGUGGGGACGGGUGCUGCUGGGGCCUCACCCGGCCCUCCUCCAGCACCAUCUGAAGUGUGUCAGUGGUUCACUUCUGCAGCUCCUUCUGUGGUGACGUACUGGGGAAAGCCAUGCCUUUCUACACAAGAUCACGUGGGCGCUGGAGGUGUCCCGUGUGCUUGCACCCACCCUCUGCAGGGGACCGCCUACGCGCAGCCCACAGUGGUCACGGCCUUGCCUCACGGACACUUGCAGUGAGUCCUGUGGAUAAGGAGCAAGCUCUUCAUGUGCACAAACAUAAUCCCAUUGCAGCCAUGAAUGUAAACCAUCUUCCAAAGGCACUGCUGUUAGGUAAUGUGUCUUUUCAGUUCCAGCCUUUUAUAUUUGUAAAGCCACACUCAAAACAAUUUCUGUCCAUAGAAAUGAGCUGUCCUGUGGAGCGCGCAUCUCUGAUGCUCACUGAGUUCUCUUGGUUGCAUGCCCACAGCUGGAUGUGCACUAGAAAAGCGUCCUGGAUGGCUGCCCCAAGGCAUCUAGGAGCAGGCUCCCUGGGGGAAAGGGAGGAGUUUCUGUGGGGCCCGGUUGGUUUUGUGUGCAUUGUACAGCAGAUGCAAUGCCAUCUGUCCGAUGUGUGCUGUGCUCAGGACUCCAUUCACCAGGCAGCGUGGCGUGAAGGAAAGUCUCAGACCUUGUAAAGCAGGAUGUUUUUACUUGCACUGGGCAUUUUGUGGAUGUCUGUGUCCUUCAGCUGAUUUCCCAUUGAAUGUGGACCCCACCGCUCUGAAGCCCUUGGGAAUGCCACGCUGCCGUGGAGCAUUUUGGGGUCUCCUGACUGAGGUCUGCAGCGUGGCCCUCCAAGGUUCCCACCAGCCACCGCUUUUCAAAGGAGAUACUUUUCUGCUGCAAUAAAGCUUUUCUUCCCACA